Vombatus ursinus (common wombat) is the source of this 2996-nucleotide messenger RNA. RefSeq names its product histone-lysine N-methyltransferase 2D-like. The annotation marks the transcript as partial. Gene Ontology annotation, biological process: positive regulation of transcription by RNA polymerase II. The transcript has 15 exons. Gene Ontology annotation, molecular function: histone binding; transcription coactivator activity; histone H3K4 methyltransferase activity. NCBI's taxonomy places the organism in Eukaryota, Metazoa, Chordata, Mammalia, Diprotodontia, Vombatidae. The record is from RefSeq and is a predicted model, not a curated record. Gene Ontology annotation, cellular component: MLL3/4 complex.
GCUGCCAGGUGUCCCCGGGAGGGCACUGCCCAGUCGGAGAGAGGAAUGGACGACCCAAAGCCCUCUGGUGAAGAUAAAGAUUCAGAGACGGCAGCUGAUGGGCCUGAAGCUUCUGAAGAGUCAGGCCCCACUGAGCCAGACCCCCCCAACCCACCUUUGGGGGAUGCCUCUGUCCACAGCCCAGGGAGCCCCAAGCCCCAGGACCCUCCCCAGGACUGCAGCAAGGGCCCAUUUCGGCGCUGUGCCUUCUGUAACUGUGGGGAAUGGAGUCUCCAUGGGCAGCGGGAGCUGCGGUGCUUUGAACUUCCACCAGACUGGCCCCUGGGUCCAGCAGUGCCAUCUGGCGGGCCUGGACCUGGAGAGACAGCGCCACCCAGUGAUGAUCUGUCCCAGAUUGGCUUCCCUGAGGGCUUGACACCUGCCCAUCUGGGAAAGCCUGGUGGACCCUGCUGGGCUCACCAUUGGUGUGCAGCAUGGUCAGUGGGAGUACAGGGCCGAGAUGGGCUGGAGUUGCACGGAGUGGACAAGGCCGUCUUCUCAGGGAUCUCUCAGCGCUGUUCCCAUUGCUCCAGGCUGGGAGCUUCCAUCCCCUGCCGAUCGCCCGGAUGCCCACAGCUCUACCACUUCCCCUGUGCUGCUGCCAGUGGCUCCUUCCAGUCUAUGAAGACUCUGCAGCUGUUGUGUCUGGAGCAUGGCGAGGAGGCCGCACAUCUGGAGGAUGCCCGUUGUGUGGUGUGUGAUGGGCUGGGUGAGCUUCGAGAUCUACUCUUCUGUACCAGCUGUGGGCAACACUAUCACGGGGCCUGUCUGGACACUGCUCUGACUGCACGAAAACGUGCUGGUUGGCAGUGCCCAGAUUGCAAAGUGUGCCAAACCUGCAGGCAGCCCGGGGAGGAUUCCAUGAUGCUAGUCUGUGAGGCAUGUGACAAGGGCUACCACACCUUCUGCCUGAAGCCAGCCAUUCAGAGCCUACCCCCUGAUUCUUGGAAGUGCAAGACGUGCCGGGUGUGCCGAGCCUGUGGGGCGUGCCCAGCAGAGCUGGAUCCCAACUGCCAGUGGUAUGAGAAUUACUCACUGUGUGAGCGGUGCCAGGGGCAGCAGAACACCCAGGGCGGGAGGAUGGGCAGCCCUGAUACCGAGCAGAACCCCCCUGUCUGUAACAAAUAUCCAUCGCCGGAGCCUGGCAUUGCCCCCAUUGGUACACCUGAUGAUCUUGAUAAUGCAUGCCAGGAACAACUGGAGGGGGAAGAGGAAGCCUCCACAAAGUCUGAGGAACCAGGGCUACUGCAGCGUGAAGCCAAACCACUAGGGCAAGCAGGGACCCAAGUUGAAUCCCCACCUGAGGUCCCAUCACCACCUGAGGUUGCCCCCCUUGAUGAGGAGAUGCCACUGGAGCCCCUGUUCCUACCUGAGGAACCACUCUUGUCACCUCAGCUACCACCAACAGAUCCUCCCCCUCCUCCACUUUCUCCUGCCACUGCUGUAGCCCCACCAUCCUUGUCUCCCUUGGGGGAGCAAGAGGAGCUCCCUGAUGCCAAAGGGGACAGUGAGCCAGGGACUCCUCCAGAGGUCCCUAUCCUAGACACGCCCAUCAGCCCCCCUCCAGAAGCCAGCUGCUUUGAACCAGAGCCCAUAGCUCCUAUAGACUUGACCCCUUCUCCAGCCUCCCCUGAAGAACUGGGAGAACUGAAUUCUCCCAUUCCUCUAGAGCCCCCUCCUCCCCAGUGCUCCCCUCUGCCAUUAGCCCCUUCUCCCCUGGGCUUCCUGGAGAAGGCACCAGAAGUCCUAGAUGAGUCUGAGUCACAGGAGAUGGAGACAGAGCCAGAGUGCCCAGCUCUGGAGCCUAGUGGGAUCAGCCCCCCAGCCUGUCCUACAGGAGACCUCUCCUGUCCUGCCCCCAGCCCUGCUCCAGCCCUGGAUGUCUUUUCCAGCCUGGGUGAGGACACAGUCUGUCUCGAUGAGACGGAGGCUACUGGUCCAGAGCCAGAGACUGGACAGACUUCUGGCAGUUCAGGUAGUGAUCCUAAAGGCUCCCCUUUGCUCCUUGACCCUGAGGAGCUGGCCCCUGUGACCCCUAUGGAGGUCUAUGGUUCUGAUGGCAAGCAGGCUGGGCAGAGCUCACCUUGUGAAGAGCCUGAGGAGCCAGUUGCCCCACCAGUGCAUACCCCUCCCGCCCUCAUCAAGUCCGACAUCGUCAAUGAGAUCUCUAACCUGAGCCAAGGUGAUGCCAGUGCCAGCUUCCCAGGUUCUGAGCCUCUGCUGGGCUCCCCAGACCCUGAGGGGGGUGGCUCGCUCUCCAUGGAGCUAGGUGUGUCCACUGACGUCAGCCCUGCACGGGAUGAGGGCUCCCUUCGGCUCUGUACCGACUCACUGCCCGAGACUGAUGACUCCUUACUUUGUGAUUCUGGAGCAACUGGAGCUGGCGGCAAGGCUGAGGGCGACAAGGGGAGACGACGAAGCUCCCCUGCCCGCUCCCGUAUCAAACAGGGCCGUAGCAGUAGCUUCCCAGGAAGACGUCGACCUCGGGGGGGUGCCCAUGGAGGAAGGGGGAGAGGACGUGCCCGGCUGAAGUCAACCACUUCCUCUGUGGAGACUCUGGUUGCAGACAUUGAUAGCUCUCCCAGCAAGGAGGAGGAGGAGGAAGACGAUGACACCAUGCAGAAUACUGUGGUUCUCUUCUCCAACACCGACAAAUUUGUCCUAAUGCAGGACAUGUGUGUAGUGUGUGGUAGCUUUGGUCGAGGGGCAGAGGGCCACCUCCUGGCCUGCUCUCAGUGUUCACAGUGCUACCAUCCUUACUGUGUCAACAGCAAGAUUACCAAGGUGAUGCUGCUGAAGGGCUGGAGGUGUGUGGAAUGCAUCGUAUGUGAAGUGUGUGGCCAGGCGUCUGACCCCUCUCGCCUUUUGCUCUGCGAUGAUUGUGAUAUCAGCUACCACACCUACUGUCUGGAUCCCCCACUGCUCACAGUGCCCAAGGGUGGCUGGAAGUGCAAAUG